This is a messenger RNA of Xenopus laevis (African clawed frog), 2505 nucleotides long. Its product is annotated as Na(+)/H(+) exchange regulatory cofactor NHE-RF3. The transcript has 9 exons. The record is from RefSeq and is a predicted model, not a curated record. Lineage: Eukaryota; Metazoa; Chordata; Amphibia; Anura; Pipidae. The coding region runs from base 80 to 1759 and encodes 559 amino acids.
CCCUGGCAGCUCUGUGCAAAAACCUUUAUCCUCAGUGACUGCAAGUCUCAACCAGCGGCUGCACACUCACCCCACAGCAAUGGCCUCCUCUACUCAGCCUCGUUCUUGCAAUGUGACCAAACAAGAAGGGAAGGGCUUCGGUUUUUAUUUACGUAUUGAGAAAGGCGAGGUUGGCCAUCUCAUCCGUUCUAUUGAGCCCAGCAGUUCUGCUGAGAAGUCGGGUCUGAAGGACGGAGACAGACUGCUGAGAGUCAAUGGCAAAUUUGUGGAUGACAAAGAACAUGCUGAGGUAGUUACUAUGAUAAAGGACAGUGGCACCACCGUAUCUCUUGUGGUUUUGGACAAAAUUGCCUAUGAAAAUGCCAAGAAAAAGGGAGACGAUUUGUCCAAACUUGAUCAAAAUUCAAAUCAACCAGCUAAGCAACCGGAAGCCCCCCAGCCUGCAGGGCAACCAUUAGCUAAUGGAGGAAAAGCUAUGGCACGAAGGCCAAGGCUUUGCUACUUAGUUAAAGAAGGAAACAGCAGCUAUGGAUUUUCUCUUAAAACCACAAAAACUGAGAGCGGAAUAUUCUUGUCAGCGCUGGUCCCUAAUGGGGCUGCAGUCAAAGCCGGUGUCAAGGACGAAGAUCACAUCAUUGAAGUGAAUGGAGAAAAUGUAGAAAAUUCCACUCAUGAAAAGUUGGCUAAAACGCUGAAGGAAUCUGGGGGCAGAAUAAUGUUCCUUCUGUCAGACAAGGAGACCGACGAGUACUUUAAAAGUCAGAAAAUGAAGAUUACGGCAGACAAAGCCAAUGUUGACCUGUUGCCUUCUAAGCCAAGAACAGUGGAGCUGAAGAAGGACACUAACGGUUAUGGGUUUUAUUUGCGACAGGAAAAAAAUCGUAAAGGUCACUUUAUUAUGGAGAUUGACUCUGGUAGCCCAGCACAAAAGGCCAAGCUGCAGGACUAUGAUCGUAUUGUGGCAGUCAAUGGAGAGUGUGUGGAGGGGACGGAACAUGAGGAGGUGGUGAAGGCAAUUCAGAAAGGAGGAGACAAGACCACUUUGCUAAUUGUGGAUAAGAAGACUGAUGAAAUGUACACCUUGGCUGGGGUCUCACCCUAUUUAUUUUUACAAGAAACCCAAGGGGAGAUUAAAAGCAACAUUAAAGAAGAGCCCACUCCAGUUCCAGCAGUAAUUCCAUCCCAGAAACCCGCCACUACGACACCAACAAUUGCCCCAGCCCCAAUCGCUGCCGUGGAACCAAAAAAACCUGAAACACCAGCUGUUCCGGCUAAUGACCAACAGCACAAGCCCAGGCUGUGCAAGCUGCAGAAGAGUAACAAUGGUUAUGGCUUCCACCUCAAUGCAAUCAAGGAUACACAAGGCCAGUUCAUGAACCAGGUAGUAAAGGGAGGUCCUGCAGAUGUGGCUGGAAUCAAAGAUAAAGAUGUUCUACUGGAGGUCAAUGGGGCAAAUGUGGAGAAGGAGAGCUAUGAAGAUGUUUUGAUUAAAAUCAAAGAAACUAAAGGCACCCUGGCUUUGUUAGUGGCAUCACAGGAGGCUUAUGACUACUUCAAGGAGCAGAAGAUCCCAAUAACUGCUUCAAUGGCAGAUCCUGUAAGUGAGGUGUCUCCCAACUCCAAUGUGGUGGAACCAGCAAGCAAAGCAAGAGCUGCUCCUGAGCCAAUAGAAAUGCAGUCCAACCAGAAACCUGUGGAGACACCAAAGGAGAAAGAAGAGGAGAAAGAGGAGCAGGAGGAGGGUGACACUAAUCUGUAAUUUUUACAGGCGUUCUGAGCAUCUGCCUUGAUUAUCAAUUUGCCCGUUUUUAUUUCUUAUUGGUUUAACCAGAAUAAGUAGCAAAUGCAAACUGCCUGAUGGUCCUCCUACAAUUGAAAGACCAUUGUCCUACAAGCGGAGAAUACACUGACACUCAUAGACUUCAUCCAUGAUCCAGUGAUCACAAAUCCAACCAUCCAAGAGGACAGUGCAAACUGAAGAGAACUCUAUGGACAGCUGCCAAACACACUCUUUUAAUUGCCUGGUCUUCCCUUCAUCAGAAGCCAAUAUGGUGGCAGGUGCACAGAGUGAAAUUGGUCGAUCUUGAUUAAAAACAAGGGAGAAGAAAUAUUCAUUUUAAAAUUGUUCAGCUAUUUAUUAAUGUUCUGUUGAUCUAGCAAGCUAAGAAAUGUUGUGACAUGAAUGAAACAGCCAUGUUGGAUGUCACUUCCUCCCGCCCAUGAGGACGAAGGUAAAUUUCUCCUGCCUUUACUCAGUGGGAGAAGUCCGGGAAUCAGUAGCCCCACUGUUUGUAUAGAAACCAUUGUGAGAGUUUGUCUUGCAGAUCUUCAGCAGCCACCUACUCUAUAGCCAAACAAUGCAAAAUGGCCGCUUAGCGGUUACCCAGUGUUGUGUUUUGGAAAUAAUUUUUCGAGAGAGAUAUCAAUAAGUUAAACUUAGACUUAAUAAUAUAAAUCUUGUCUAUCCAUUUAUAAAGAUGAUUAAAUAAAAACAAAACAAAAAUA